AUGGCUGAGCUCAAUUUGGGGAAGGGGCUGACUGCGGGGAAAGUGGCCAGUAACGUGCAGAAAAAACUAACCAGGGCGCAGGAAAAGGUGCUUCAGAAGCUUGGCAAAGCAGACGAAACCAAAGAUGUUGCCUUUGAGGAGGGCGUCAUCAACUUCAACAAACAAUAUGCGGAGGGCAGUAAACUGCAGAAGGACCUGAGGGCCUAUCUUGAAGCAGUGAAAGCUAUGCACGAAUCCUCCAACAACCUGCAGGCAUGUCUUGCUGAUAUGUACGAGCCGGACUGGGAGGGCAAGAACGAAGUGGAUUCCAUUGUUGAGGAUUGUGAUGUCUUGUGGACUGACUACCACCAGAAGUUGAUAGAUCAUGCCCUCAUCUCAAUGGAUACCUACCUGGGCCAGUUCCCGGAUAUCAAGGCCCGUAUCGCUAAAAGAGACAGAAAACUGGUGGAUUUUGACAGCGCCAGACACAACUAUGCUACCACGCACAAGACCAAGAAAAAGGACGGGGGCAUCAAAAUUACAAAGCCCUCCUCCCUGUUGGAGAGAGCCACUCCAGGCUGGGCCCAGGGCAUUCUGUCUGCUCACAACGUUGCCCAGAGCAGUCUGUCCAGGAGCCAGGCGGAGGAGGAGUUGGAGAGAGCACAGAAAGUGUUCGAGGAGAUAAAUGUGGACCUACAAGAAGAGUUACCUUCACUCUGGAACAGCCGUGUUGGGUUCUAUGUCAGUACCUUUCAGAGUUUGGCUGGUUUUGAGGAGAAAUUCCACAAGGAAAUGGGUCGGUUGGACCAAGAUUUAAAUGAUGUCUUGGUGAAACUGGAGGAAACAGACACCAGUGGUAGAGAUGAAACGAAUCAUACUCUCAGGCCAGGAGGACCACCUCCCAUCCCUAAGUCUCCAUCUAAGCUGAAGCCAGCAGUGCCUCCACCUCCCAAGGUGACCCCGUCCAAGGAGCUGAAGACAGAGAACAUCAUCAACCUCUUUGAUGCUGCAGCCGCACCUGAUAUUAGCAUCACCUCCCCUACACAGUUUGACAGUCCCGCAGUGAGCAACCUAUUGGACAUGGAUCUGGACUUUCUGAAUGCAGCAACCAAAGCCUCGACGGUCGCACAGUCUGCAAACUGGGACUCGUGGCCUGAGGACAGCGGUGCCCAGCAAGAGGAGAACCAGCAGCCGGACGACCCGGUGGUUCCUGCUGCAGAAGGCUGGGGGGACGACGGCUCGCAACCUUCUGCUUAUGAUCCGGUUGCAGCCGCUGCGGAGGGCUGGGGCGAUGACGGCUCGCAACCCAUCCGCUAUGACCCAGUAGCCGCCACUGAAGGCUGGGGUGAUGACGGGAGCCAACCGGUUCGUUACGACCCCAUAGCCGUGCCCCAAGAAGGCUGGGCGGAUGACGAGACGCAACUGGGUACAGAGGCUGCCCCGGCUGAGGCUGAAACGACACCCACUGCCGAGGCUCCAACUGAGACCCACAAGGAAGAGGAGGAGGCCCCUCCAGCUGCACCGGAGGGGGAUAGUGAGAGAGGACACCCGCAGAAACAGCAGAGCCAGUGUCUGCUGAGCUCUACCGCACCUGCAGAGCCUGCCGCACCUGCAGAGCCUGCCGCACCCGUUAGAGCCUGCCGCACCCGUAGAGCCUGCCGCACCUGCAGAGCCUGCUGCACCUGCUGCACCUGCUGCACCUGCACUGUCAGAGCCAGAGGCUCUGCCCCUGGCUUUAUGCACAAGGUCCAGGUGAUGCAUGACUACGCUGCCAAUGACUCAGAUGAGCUGGAGAUGAAUGCUGGAGAUGUGGUGCUAGUGAUCACCUUUGACAACCCUGAAGAACAGGAUGAGGGCUGGCUGAUGGGGCUUAAACAAGAUGACUGGCUUCAGAACAAAGAAAAUGCUGUUAAAGGGGUGUUCCCGGAAAACUUCACCCAGAGGCUGUGA
Messenger RNA from Lampris incognitus (smalleye Pacific opah), 1929 nucleotides. It is a transcript of the gene bin1a, whose product is annotated as myc box-dependent-interacting protein 1. Gene Ontology annotation, cellular component: plasma membrane; cytoplasm; synaptic vesicle. The record is from RefSeq and is a predicted model, not a curated record. NCBI's taxonomy places the organism in Eukaryota, Metazoa, Chordata, Actinopteri, Lampriformes, Lampridae. Gene Ontology annotation, molecular function: tau protein binding; phospholipid binding.